GCACAUUUCAAAUGUCACCUCAGUGCAGGACAGGUUUCCGUAUGGUCAGUGCAUCGUUCACCAACGACAGAACUUCUUUGGCAAGAGAUACAGGAUGGCACAGAGUUUUUGUACCAGCCUCUGAUACAUAUUUGAAAUGUUUAGGCAACAGUUGAGUUUUACGCAACUAGUGGAUUUCAAAAGCAUCAGAUCAAUUUAAAAACGAGACUGUAAUGUCAGUAAACAACGGGAGCGGAUGAACUGCGGAUAAGACCAGGGAGUUUCUGGAUUAGACCUGCACUGAAUGAUUCAUUUCAGAACUUGCACAGCUUCAACCUCUGAAUGUGUGAUUUGGACAAUCCUUGGAUUUGACUCAUAUCUCGUUUAUCAUGACUGAAUGAAAUCUGAUGGAGUGAUGGAUUACUUCCCAAAUCACUGCUAAUUGUUUAAUGCGUGCUUAAUCCCAUAAGGAGACCCCCAAAACGGCCAGUUUAUUGGGCGCAUGCUGUUUUGAUAGGAACUGGCACACAAAGCUGCAUCUUGCCGGUAUGGUGCGCCUGCUGAAUUGCCUCUUGCUGGGGUAUUUGACGUGGAUUCUGCGGAUAUCUGAUGCCCGGGGAGAGUACUGCCACGGGUGGUUGGACACCAGUGGGAAUUACCACGAGGGCUUUCAGUGUCCGGAAGAUUUUGACACGAUGGACGCGACUGUGUGCUGCGGGACCUGCUCAUUGCGCUACUGCUGCGCCGCCGCGGACGCGCGUCUCGACCAGGGAACCUGCACGAAUGACAGACAAGAGGAGAAUAACACGCAAUAUGCUGCCCAGCCCAUCUACGUUCCCUUCCUGAUGGUGGGCUCCAUCUUUGUGGCGUUUGUCAUUGUGGGCUCUCUGGUGGCUGUGUAUUGCUGCACCUGCCUGCGCCCCAAACAGCCAACUCAGCAGCCAAUCCGCUUCUCGCUCCGUAGUCAGGGCGAGAUAAUUCCCAUGAUCCUCACCACGGCUCCGCCCAGCCUGCGGACACCAUCGCGGCAGUCCAGCACGGCCACCACCAGCUCCAGUUCAGCAGGAGGGGGGAGCUCGGUCCGUCGCUUCUCCCUGGGCCGGAGUGACGCACUUGGGCCGUGUUCUCAACAGCAGCUCCUAAUGGUCUCAUCCUCCUCAGCAUCUACUCCUGUAUCCGUGGCCCCACCUCAACCCCUUCUGCCCCCACCACCCUACACCUCCCAACAGGGCUUACAGGGCAGUAACUCUCUGCAACACCCACACAGCCAACACCCACAUCUCCAACACCAGACCCUUCUGCCGGCACAAAGCUCCGGGUUCCUUCUGCCUCAGCAGUACUUCUUUCCAUUGCAGCAAGAACCCUUCUCCGGAAGCAAGGGCUUUGCUGAUUUCAGCCAAAGCUGAACUGGGGUUUGCUGGCUGCUGGGAAAUGCUUAAAAGGACAGACACCAAAGGCUCAGACAUUCACAAUGGUGUUGUUGUAGACUCAUAUUAAAGGUGCUUCCAUUCAAUCACUGCAUUGGAAGACAAUGGGCACUGAUAUGUCUUUCAGCCAGCAAGAUUGGCACUUGUGAGACAGUUUAUGGACUUUAUGAGUAGCAGUGUGGAUGCUUGCUGGCUGUGAGAUAGCUGAAUGUGAGGUGUGGCUUUAUAGUAAAGCAGUAAAUGAACUUGACUGGAAUCUGCAGAUGCUCAAGCAUGAAAUACAAGAUGCCAGAACAUGGUUGCCUGCUUCAAAGCACCUAAACCGACUAUGGAUCAGACAUCUUAUGCACUUUUCAUUUGUUAAUAUGAUAAUGACUUCAAUAAUACUCAAGACUGUAUCACACAAAAAAAUUGCCUCUGUGUCUGAGAUAAAAAAAGAACAAUAACGGGCAACCUGGUCUCACAGAAUUACCUUCCAGUACCUAAUUUUUUUGCAUAAAGUUUUUUUGCCAUACGUUUUUUGUCAUACGUAUCGCAGCAGUUUCCUGGUGAAAUGAACAUGAGGUGCUACAACAACAGCUUUUAUUCACUUUCACACAAUUCACACCAGUAAAAUGGUAGAUUAUCAAUUCCUGAACACUUACUUUUCGCCCUGUUCCUCACACAAACGUACGACUUCAAAACACAUACUAUAGAGCUUAACUGACCUUUCGCUAAGCCCCGCCUUAAAGGUGCUUCUCACCAAUCCUGUUUUAGCAGCUGGCCCUGCCACCAUUACUCUAAUAUGCAUUUGCUAUUUUCCAAUGAUAGCCUAUGGAAGUAAUGUGUGUGUGUACUUUUAAGUGGGAUUUUAUAAAAAAUUAUCAAAAAAUUUAAAACACGUUGUUGCCGGCAAAGGUGUAGCAGCCGCACGUUACCCCACACUCUUUAAAAAGGUGAGUUUUGUCCCCCGCACUUUUCCAACUAAACACAUACAGUCCAAAUGGUGGAUUUGUACACAGUAUUCUUUGCAUUUUGUUACUUUGGGCUGAUUGAGCAACCAUCCAGCCAAUCACAGGAGAGUUUCAUGAGCCGAAACAUCCCUUACGGAAUAAUCCGUCAGUCAGAUCAACGCGGUUCCGUUCAUUUCUACAGUUGCUGUCAACAAUACUCAUUUAUCCAUGUUUUUUAUCCGCAUUGACGUUGAUCUAAAUGAAUAAUCUAGAGAUGAGGAGUUAUUAGCAUAUCGUUCUUGAUUGGCAGCAUUAUGUGAAAUGCACUGCAGAAAAAAGGACAAUCCUUCUUUUAAGCACACAUUGUAAGUGUAGUUUAUCAUGAGUCGUCAUUAAGUUAUGAUUUUUACAGUAUGUUUGUGGGGUAAUAGUUUGAUCGGUUGUUUUUGCCAAUUUAAGCAGAUUACUAGAUCUGUGUUAAAUAUAUAAAACUAUUUUUAAUAUCAGCUCCUGUUUUUUACCUCUAUAUUGGUGUGCAGUCAACAAACUGUAGGAAAAAAGAUAGAUCUGCUGUGUUCUUCACAUUUUACUGAAGUGAAAAGAUAUGUAGACACUUUUAUAUACAUGAAAACAUAUGGACAUUAUUGAAACUCAUAAUUAUUAUAAGACUGUUAUUGUUGUCUUUUGAUAAAAGUCAUGCUCAGCAGCUCACAAACUGUAGGGAAAUUAUAGAUUUGCUUUGUACUUGUGCUUCUUUUGUUCUAAUGCUUAAAAAAACUUCUACUAAAGUCUCUUUGUAUGUCUGUAGGCAUACAAAUAUUAAAGGAUUAAAAUGUUAUUUUGAUCAUUGAUUCAGUGACUAACUCAUUUCACACAAGACACUCAUUUGUCACCACAUUAAUGCAUCACCAGAAAUAGUCACCGAAUCAUUACAUGGAUCUAUAAUAUCAGAUCUAUAAACAGUUCACAGCAUCAAAAAGAGUGUGUUAGGAGGCGGAGCUUAACGAGGAGUCCGUUUGUAAAGUAGCUCACAAAGGAACAAGAUACAAGUCCUGAAAAUCAUGCAAAUUUUGACACAAGCCAAAAGUAUCUUAGAAAUGCCACAAAAUUACAUUUAUGCUUUAGCAAUUGCUUUUUUCUUUUCAUCUCACAUUUGCUUUUUAUGACACUUUAGGUUAGAAUUCGGUUUAGGUUAAGGAGGAAGGUUUUGUUGAUUUAAAACUCUAAAGUUGAGUUCUAAAUGUGUCCCUUUUAGCACCAGUCAGUAGACAUUUCACCUUGGAUCUGCCACAAUACACGUUAUGAACCACGUAAUGCCAUUUUGUAAAAAUAUCACCAGUCACGUAAUUUUCAUGAGAUCAGGUUGACAAUGGAAAUAGUAAUCCUCUUUCUUUUUUUUUUUGGACAAUCUCAGCCCCAUUUUAUGGGUAGGGCACAAAUCGUGCCAUAUAUGAAUGAGGGUUUCUGAGGAAUGCUGGAGUUUUUUGUAGGUUAUCUUAUUUUUCUGAGGGGCUCAGACUGAGACAGAGAUUUUUCAUAAUGGUUCAAACAGGUAUUCAAAUGUCCAUGUAUUUAAUCUUGUUUAAUCUACAGUGAGCCACAUUAUGAACUUUCCACAGUCUGCUCUUAGCUUCAUAUGAAUUAAAUUCACCGUGGGACGGCUUCUGUUUAAAUGUCUGCAGAAUGUUCUGGAGAAGGCUUUUUUUCUUCAGUUUAGUAUAAUUUGUAGCAUUAUGAAAGCCAUUAUUGGUUCAGUUUCACAUUACAUUAGCAACGCUGUUUAUAUCUGUUGCCUAUGAUAUGAACACAUUUAGUAAAUGAUCAGGUGGUUCUAAAUGUGCACACAAGCAGCGACCACAUCAUGUGGUCGUUGGAAAGACCCUGAACUAAGUAUUACAGUCAUUAACCAACAGUGUUUUCAAGUUAAAUUAAACCGUUUG
Molecule: messenger RNA, 4278 nt
Organism: Xyrauchen texanus (razorback sucker)
Lineage: Eukaryota; Metazoa; Chordata; Actinopteri; Cypriniformes; Catostomidae
Product: protein shisa-3 homolog
Exons: 2
Coding region: 528-1385 (285 amino acids)
Source: RefSeq, a predicted model, not a curated record